CCCUCCCUCCCUCUUCUCUCUCUCUCUCUCUCUCCAUCCAUUUUAUUGAGAGAGAGUGUGUGUGUAUGUGUUUUGGGGGGCCUGUGCCAUCUGCAAGCCCAGUGGAUCUGUGAUAUGCACACAAAACUAAGUUUGAUAACAAAACAGCACCGCCGCGCUUUAGUUUCGGAUUCUUUCUGAGCGCACAAGGCGUUCCGCGAAUGUUUCCCUCUGCGCUUUGAGUAGCUUUUGGUUUUUUUAUUUACUCUUUUCCCUCUCGCUCUCCGAAAUCUACGGGAUAUGUCGAGAGGCGGAGGCGUUUCUUCUUCCACCCAAAGCCUCCCCAACUCGGGACCCCUCUGACGCGCGAUGACAUGAAGGAAUCAGAGACUGGGAGUGAAUGAUGAACUGGGCCUACACUGGUCAUCACUUGUGAUUUAGCCUGAGCAGGAACACACUUGUGGACGUCUCUGUAGUUCCAAAUAGGAGCACGACUUCACUGUAUUUUUCUGCUGAACUGAUCUCUAACGAGCCACCGUGCCUUUAGGCAGCACAGUGGGCUGGCCUGCUGUCAGACAUUCUCUUUUGCCACCUGGGAAAAAUUAUUGCCAUCAUGCAGACCUCAUCACUCCGCCGCCAGAUGAAAAACAUGGUCAACAACUACACAGAGGCCGAGAUCAAGGUCCGAGAGGCCACCUCCAACGAUCCCUGGGGUCCACCCAGCUCGCUCAUGUCUGAGAUAGCAGACCUGACCUUCAACGUGGUGGCGUUCACCGAGGUUAUGGGUAUGAUCUGGAAGCGGCUCAACGACCACGGUAAAAACUGGCGGCACGUUUAUAAGGCGCUGACCCUGGUGGACUACCUGAUCAAAACAGGCUCUGAGCGCGUGGCCCAGGAGUGCAGGGAGAACAUACACACCAUCCAGACACUGAGAGAUUUCCAGUACAUAGAUCGAGAUGGACGUGACCAGGGUGUUAAUGUCCGGGAGAAGGCCAAGCACCUGGUGGCUCUGCUUAGGGACGAGGAGAAGCUGAAGAAGGAGAGGACUCAGGCGCUGAAGACCAAAACGCGCAUGGCGGGGGUCACUAGUGGCUUAGGCUCUGGAUCCCUGCCUCCUCCAUACCCAGGUCGUCAUACUGGUCAGUUGCGGCACUACGGGGAUGAAUUUGGCACAUGCAGAAGCUCACCAUCCUCCCUUCACUCCACCUCUUCCUCUCCUCAACUUGCUCCAGACCUGGAGCAAGCUCGGCCUGCGACCAGCGGAGAAGAGGAGCUGCAGCUGCAGCUGGCCCUGGCUAUGAGCCGAGAAGAAAGUGAAAAGCCACCUCCUACAGUGGACAUUGAUGAACACACCCAGCUCCAGAUCGCUUUGAAUCUCAGCAAGGAGGAGGCCCAGAAGACAGUCCAGUGCGCACCUGCCACCGUGGAUAUGGAUGAGGAAAGCCAGCUCCAGUUAGCCCUGAGCCUGAGCAAGGAGGAGCACCAGCAGGAGCAACUCAGCCGCCAAGGAGACGAGACGAUGCUACAGAAAGCUUUGGAGGAGAGCAAACGUGAGAUGGAGUCUAAAGGCGGGACCUCCUUCAUGGACUUGGUAGAUGUUUUUGCGGUGCCCUCAGGCCCACCUCCUAGUACUCACCGAUGGAAUAAUGCCCCACACCAGGCAGCUGCUCAUGUGGGGGGCACAGACCCCUGGGACUCUCUGGAAGGCAGCACCAGCACCUCAAGAGUAGAUUCUCCCUGGAUGGCACAGCCAACUUCCAGCAGCCCCCCUCCUCCAUGGGAGCCCCCAGCUGACCCCUGGGAUGGCCAGCAGAAAAAUGUCUCCAACCUCAAUGCUACAGGAGGAGAAUGGGCCUUCCCUGCCCACACAGCCUCCUCAGGAGUAGAUCCAUUCUCAGUACCAUCAGAGAGAACAGCACCCAAGGGAACUUCUCCCCGAACUGGAAGCCCUUCAGAUGGUGACCUGUUUGAUGAGGCCAUGGAUGGAGGACAGCUGAAUGUAAAUGGGCAACGGGAGGACAGUCCUGAGCUAUUUGACCUGUCACGUCUUGGAGAAAGUCUGGCUGACCCCAGCCCUCGUAAAUGCCGGACACCUGAGGCCUUUCUGGGCCCCGCAGCAGCUUCCUUGGUAAACCUGGAAAGCUUGAUCCCAUCAAAUCCUCCAGCCAAGACAACAAAUCCUUUUCUAUCAGGCUUGAGUGCUCCUUCAGCCACCAAUCCUUUCCAAACUGAGCCGCCCAAACUAACUCUGAAUCAACUGGGCUCCACCUCUUCAGCUACCCACGCAGCUUCUCUUCCAUACAGUGCAUCCUUGCCCCUGCCUAUGAGCCACCAGCCUGCCAGCCUCCCUUCGUCACUUACUCACCCCACCCAGCCUCGUCUGGACCUUCCAGGGAACCUCCCUGAGCCCUUGUUACCCUUGUCUUCAGUCAGCGCUGAGGGAUCGCAGGCUGCACAGAACAAUCAAAACCCUUUCUUAUGAGGACCAGUAAAACUGGAAAAAAGGGGGAAUUCCAUUAGGUUAUUCCCUUGAAAUAUAACUCUAAUCGCAGACCAAACUGCAGCCACAAGGACUUGUGUGAAAACCCUAUUCUUAGUUGUUUUUUACAUUGUGGUAUAAUACAGUAAUCUUAGAUUGAUGCAAGCUGGUUCUGUUCUUCACUGCAACUAUUGCUCUUGUUUCUCUUGCCUUGAAUGCAAUCACAGGGUAUAAAGGUUAACACCUUUCUAUCAGAAACUAUUAGUGUCAUGUAAAAUUUCUUUAAGGCCAUAGCUUAUUGCAAAUUGACUUGAGAAACAAAUGUACACAAAAGCACAGUUUGAUAAUAUUUUGUCACUUCAAUUUGCCAUAAUUACCAACUAUUACAGCUUUUCAUGUCGUCAAAGGUUCUUCUGCUUACUUAGCUGUUUGUGUGAUUGGCUUAGCCAGCCAUUGCUGCUGUCAUAUACUACGACUCCACAGAACAAUGGAUUUCUGUUAAGAGACAAGAGUUGGAGACCUGUCCAGAUCUUGAAACGUUGCUGUAUGAACACAUCUAAUUUUGUGGGACUUCUGUUGGACCAGGCCUGAUGAGAAAUAUUGGUAUAUACUUGAUUUUACUGUAGUGAAAUGAAUUUCUGGGCUUAACUGAAUGAAAAUAUAGUUUGGGAGGACAGUAAGUGCUUCUGAAUUUACUAUAAGCAAGGAAACAUUAGAAGUGUAUGAAUUGUGAGUUUUAUUCAUUGCUUGUGAACCACUGACUCUCAUGAAAUAUAAGGGUAUGAUUAGAACAGUG
Scatophagus argus is the source of this 3254-nucleotide messenger RNA. RefSeq names its product epsin 3a (gene epn3a). The transcript has 12 exons. Bases 593 to 2461 code for a protein of 622 amino acids. Gene Ontology annotation, cellular component: clathrin vesicle coat; plasma membrane; endosome. The record is from RefSeq and is a predicted model, not a curated record. NCBI's taxonomy places the organism in Eukaryota, Metazoa, Chordata, Actinopteri, Scatophagidae. Gene Ontology annotation, molecular function: clathrin binding; phospholipid binding. Gene Ontology annotation, biological process: endocytosis.